AUGGCCUCGGGCACAGCUAACACCAUGAGGAAGGAAGCCACCUGCCCCAUCUGCCUGGAGCUGAUGACUGAGCCAGUGAUGACAGAAUGUGGGCACAUCUACUGCCGUGCUUGCAUAAUGAAUAAUCUUGAGAACCAGCAACAGCGGUCACCUUCCCAGGAUAACUUCCACUGUCCUAUAUGCAGAGCACAGUGUCCGAGGGAGAGCAUCCGGCCCAGCAAGCAGUUAGGAAACAUCAUUGAAACCAUUAAGAAAAUGGAUCAGGAAAAUUUGUGUGAAGAACACGGAGAGAAGCUCUACUUGUUCUGUGAAAAUGAUGAGCAACUCAUCUGCUGGUGUUGUGAGCGGACACCACAGCACAAAGGGCACACCACGGUCCUUGCAGCACUUGCAUAUGAAGAAUACAAGGAUAUCUUCCAGGAAACUUUGACAUACCUGAGGAAACUCAAAGACCAAAAUAAGGAAUGGCAAGAGAGCAUAAGAGAACAAAUAACAAAACUUGAGUCUGAAAUACUGCAUGAAAAAAAAGCAAGGCAGUUUGGCUUUAAGGAAAUUCACCAGAUCCUAUACAUGGAGGAGAACACUUUUAUAUGGAAACUGGAGAAUGAAGAAAAGAAAGUUCUGAAGACACUGCAGGACAGUGAAGCCCAGCUGGAGGAGCAAAGCCAGGAACUCAAUCACAACAUCCUGGAACUGGAGAGGAAAUGUCAGGGCUCAGCCCAGGAGAUACUGCAGGAUGUGACAGACACUUUGGACAGGAUAUCUCUUGUGAUUUUAAAUGCACCAGAGGAUGUCUCAUUGGAUAUUCCGUCUAUGCCGGAUCUUGAUAACAUUUUCAGUGAAUUUAUAGAAGUGGUUGAAACUUAUUUUGUUACAGUUACUCUUGAUCUAGAUACAGCGCACAAUGGCCUACUUGUGAAUGAGGAUGAAAAAACGGUGACCAGUGGACCCCCCCAAGUGAAGCAUGAGACUCCUGCUAGAUUUAAAGACUUACCCUGUGUCCUGGGAUGUGAGGCCUUCACCUCAGGAAAACAUUCCUUUAGAAUAAAUAAUACAACAAGAUCCGAGUGGGAUAUAGGAGUGUGUCUGGAAAAUGUGCCAAGGGACAAUGACAUGAGACGGGAUCCUGAGUCUGGAUUCUGGGCCAUCAGAUGCUGUGGACAGAGGGACUAUGUAGCCCUUACAUCUCCCCUAACUCCACUCCAUCUGGAGGAGGAGCUUAGGUGUCUAAGGGUUUUCCUGGACUAUGAGGCUGGACUUGUCUCCUUUUACAACUCGGAUACUAGCUCCCACAUCUUCACCUUCCCACAGGCCUCUUUCUCUGAGCCUCUCAAGCCUUAUUUCCGCAUUGGUGAAGAAUCCAGCAUGGUUACUUCAGAGUUACCAGUAUUACAGAAUUCAACCAGUGAAACUACUGCCUAUUCAGAUGCUAGUACUGAACUUGAAGAAACAAUACCAUGUUGCUAUGCUGAGAUUAGAGCCAUUUGUAUUGAAGAAACUGGAGUGUGCAUGAAAAUGUAUAGUGAUGCCUUCCUAAAUGACCGUUACAUUAAAUAUGUUGGCUGGACUCUUCAUGACAAGAAAGGAGAAGUCAGGCUGAAGUGUUUGAAAGCUCUACAGAAUUCGUAUACCAACCAACAAUGA
This is a messenger RNA of Sorex araneus (European shrew), 1644 nucleotides long. RefSeq names its product E3 ubiquitin-protein ligase TRIM38-like. The record is from RefSeq and is a predicted model, not a curated record. Lineage: Eukaryota; Metazoa; Chordata; Mammalia; Eulipotyphla; Soricidae. The transcript is spliced from 8 exons. Gene Ontology annotation, molecular function: zinc ion binding; protein binding. Bases 1 to 1644 code for a protein of 547 amino acids.